Messenger RNA from Exophiala oligosperma, 995 nucleotides. RefSeq lists its product as uncharacterized. Gene Ontology annotation, molecular function: translation elongation factor activity; guanyl-nucleotide exchange factor activity. The record is from RefSeq and is a predicted model, not a curated record. Gene Ontology annotation, biological process: translational elongation. The transcript has 4 exons. Gene Ontology annotation, cellular component: eukaryotic translation elongation factor 1 complex; cytosol. Bases 117 to 800 code for a protein of 227 amino acids. Lineage: Eukaryota; Fungi; Ascomycota; Eurotiomycetes; Chaetothyriales; Herpotrichiellaceae.
UUUCUAACUAGACACUUGAGACUGCGCUCGCCAUUAAGACCUACGCCCUCGUAGAAUAUCCAGAUCAGCGAUAUACCCUUCAUCAACCUACGAAGAGCCUUUUCACAGCUUUCACAAUGGGUUUCACCGACUUCGUCUCCGACAGUGGCCUCACACUGCUCAACAACUGGCUCCAGACUCGAUCAUACAUCUCUGGAUACACCCCAUCCCAAGCAGAUGUUGUCAGCUUCAAGGCUCUCGACAAGGCCCCUGCUGUCGAGAAAUACCCCCACGCCUACCGCUGGUACAACCACGUCAAGUCAUACGAGGCCGACUUCUCAACCCUGCCUGGUGACCCAUCAAAGCCAUUCACCACAUAUGGCCCCGACAAGGUCGCCCUGACCGAGAACCCCAAGAACGCCCCAGCCGAUGACGAUGACGACAUGGAUCUCUUCGGCUCAGAUGACGAGGAGGAAGACCCAGAGGUUGUUGCCGAGCGUGAGCGAAGACUGGCCGAGUACAAGAAGAAGAAGGAAGGCAAGACCAAGCCUGCCGCCAAGUCCAUCGUCACACUGGAUGUCAAGCCGUGGGACGAUGAGACCGACAUGAACGAACUUGUCCAGAACGUGAUUGGUAUUGAAAUGGAUGGUCUGGUUUGGGGUGCUCACAAGCUUGAGGCUGUUGGUUUUGGUAUCAAGAAGCUACAAAUCAACUUGGUCAUUGAAGAUGAGAAAGUCUCUCUCACCGACUUGCAGGAGAAGAUUGAGGAGGAUGAGGACCAUGUUCAGUCAACUGAUGUCAUUGCUAUGCAGAAGUUGUAAGGGAAUGGCAGAAAUGCCGACCAUCUGGUCAGGUCACACAAGACGCUGGCAAACUGCCUCGGUCGAAGAGUGUGAUCUGGUGCAGGAGUCUUGAGAAUUGACGAAUUCUGAUGGCCUGCAAAUCUAGAGAAAAUGCAUUGCCCUUGAUCAUGAUAGAUGAGAAUGAAAACUAAAUGAAUGAUGGGUCGAUCGAGA